Molecule: messenger RNA, 1869 nt
Organism: Durotheca rogersii
Lineage: Eukaryota; Fungi; Ascomycota; Sordariomycetes; Xylariales; Xylariaceae
Exons: 3
Coding region: 370-1800 (476 amino acids)
Biological process (GO): intracellular copper ion homeostasis; positive regulation of transcription by RNA polymerase II; intracellular iron ion homeostasis
Cellular component (GO): nucleus
Molecular function (GO): copper ion binding; RNA polymerase II cis-regulatory region sequence-specific DNA binding; DNA-binding transcription factor activity, RNA polymerase II-specific
Source: RefSeq, a predicted model, not a curated record
AUUAGCUACCAAACUGUUACUCGGGCCUUUGUUUGUCCUGCGGGCCACCUUCCAGCUGGGCAAGUCUGGUUCUGAUCAUCGGGCGCUGCCCAGUCCGUCCGCCCGCCCUCUGCCUCUCUUUGAUGAGUGAUCGAGAGCUCUGCGCGUGAGAGUUACGUAGGGAGGGAAUUCCGCCUCAAAGCCUCGACUCUCUUUUCCGUCCGCCUGCCCGAACGAACGAGCGAUAGCGAACCCAGCGCACCCGUCUCUCUCCAGCUCUCUCCCCCACCGAUUCCCGCCGAAGACUCGUCGCAGCGGGCUCUGUUCUCACGCUCACGCUCACGCUCACGCUCGCGCACUCUCGCCCUUCCCUGCACAGCGUAUCUGACGAUGUUAAUCGACGGCGAGAAAUGGGCAUGCGAGGCAUGCGUCAGGGGGCACCGAGUUAGCAAUUGCCAGCAUUCAGAUCGACCGCUGCAGCACAUCAACAAGAAAGGCCGGCCUGUAUCGCAAUGCCAGCAUUGCCGCGCAAUGCGCAAGUCGCGCUCGUCGCACGUCAAAUGCGACUGCGGCGAGAAGACGCACAAAUGCGCACACCUGAAGCAGACCGUGGAGGGACACAAGGACAGCUGUUGUUGCAACCACGGAGGGCGAUGCACAUGCUCGCACAAGAAAGAGCCGUCGCUCGACACGGUGCCCGAGUCAGAGUCCGACGACGCGAUCGAGCCCCAGCCGACGACAGUGACCAAGCCCAGAGCCGCGGCCGCGCGCCGGCGGCGGGCCAACACGACACACUCCGAGCCCGUCCUUAGCUUCGACGAGAACGGCCACCACCGGCCGACCCAGCGCCACACCAAGGCCUCGCAGAAGAGCGGCCCCUACACGAUCGGCCGCGCCGGCAGCGUCGGCUCGUCCUCGUCCUCGUCGAUGCACCGCACCGCGAGCGCCAGCAGCCUCGCCACCAAGUCCGUCGACAGCUUCAUGGCCCCGGGCAAGAGCCGGUCGCGCGUCACCGACUCGUCGUCGCCCGACCGCGACACGCGCCGCUCCGCCAAGUCGGCGCAGGCGUCGCCCUCGAUCGGCGGCGGCGGCGGCGGCAGCAGCGCGUCCUCGUCCUCGUUCCACCAGCUCAACGGCCAGCUGCCGCCCCUCGACCUCUCCGGCAUCCGGUACGUCGACUACUCGGCGCUGGACAUGUUCGGCGGCGGCGGGCUCUCGUCGGCGGCGGCCGACUACGACUACGAGCCGCCCAUGUUCAGCGCCGGGCUGGACGCCUCGGUCGACUGGUUCGACAUCAAGGCCGAGGCGGGCCUGGCGGGCGCGACGCCGUCGAGCUUCGACCGCGCGCGGUCGGCGUCGUCCUUCCUCGGCGGCCUCGACUACGUCGGCGGCUCGACGACGGAGCCGACGCUGACCUCGAACUCGGGCGACGUGUCCGAGACGGAGGACUUCGCGUCCGGCUUCGACUCGGGCCCGCCGUCGCACCUCGACAGCUUCCGCAGCGCCUACCUCGGGCUGUCGCACCACGCGCACGCGCACGCGCACGGGGCCGCGACGACGGCGGCCUCGAUGCUCGCCGGCGGCGCCGACCUCAGCACCCUCGACUUCGACCAGUUCAAGGGCACGGCGGCCACCAGCAAGCUGCUCUCGACGCAGUCGUCGACGUCGGCGUCGUCGGCGUCGCUGCUCGACGACGGCAGCGGCGCCGUGUUCCCCGCCUCCUUCGUCGAAGACGACGGCUACUGGAGCAUGAGCAACUUCACCGACGGCAUCACGCACUCGCCGGACCCGGUCGCCUCGGGCCUGUGGAAUUCGGCCUGAGCGAGCGAGCGAGCGCACGCCAGCCGCGUAAAGAGAACAGCUACAGAGACGUUACGUGGGGGGAGAUAG